This is a messenger RNA of Arabidopsis thaliana (thale cress), 2244 nucleotides long. It is a transcript of the gene MEE53, whose product is annotated as Cysteine/Histidine-rich C1 domain family protein. The transcript has a single exon. NCBI's taxonomy places the organism in Eukaryota, Viridiplantae, Streptophyta, Magnoliopsida, Brassicales, Brassicaceae. The record is from RefSeq and is marked reviewed. Bases 133 to 2244 code for a protein of 703 amino acids.
AAGUUAUGGGUAGUAUAGAAAAGCGUGAGAACAAGAGUCACAACCCAUGUGGAGGGAGACAGUAAGUUUCAAAGCUUUGGCAAAAAAAUAUUUUCUCAUAUCACUCAGAAACAAUUUUCUCUCGGCAACACUAUGGAUUCAGAGUUAGAGCUCAUAUCACUCAUUUCUCAACUAAUAAGUCUUCCCAAGAUUCUGGAUUCGAAAUGGAAUUCAGUUACUCAUUCGGAGAUUAUAUCACUCAUUGCUCAAAUAAUCUCUCUGGUCAGCUCAAUGGAUUUGCAUUCACAGCCGAAGCCAGAGUCGGAGUUCAUGUCACUAGUUACUCAAGCAAUCUCACUCUUUGACUCCAUGGAUUUAAAUCCCGAGCUGAGCCCACUGUCGGAGCUCAUAUCACUCCUUUCUCAAAUCAUUUCUACGGAUUCGGAUUCGGAUUCGAAUAGGAAGGUGGAGUGGGACCUCGAUAGACCUCUAUGUGAAACAUUAUUCGGUCAGCCAGAGCCAGAACUCGUGUCCCUCAUCUAUCAAAUCUUCUCCCUCGUCAGCUCUAUCAAUUCAAAGUCGGAGAAGUUUAUUUCCUUGUGUCCUCAACUAUUAGUAGAAUUGGAAAAAGGAAAUUUUCAUGUGAGUGAAUAUUUCCAGCCUUGGGGUAAGUGGUAUUGUCUCCCUGGAAACUGGGUGAAAUUCAAGUUUACAGGAGAAGACGCUACUUAUUUUGGCUGUAAAGGAUGCAACGGCAAGAACCAUGAAGAAUAUGAACAGGCUCCGGAUGAGAUCAAACACCAUCUCCACCGAAAACAUUCUCUCCAGCUUGUCUUUUUCAGUGAAGGCAAAGAGAGGAAAUGCUAUUGUUGCGAUGAUGAUCUCGAAAAGGUAAUUUAUUGUUGCGUGUCCUGUGAUUAUGCUAUGAAUAUGGCUUGUGCGAAGAAACCACCAGUCUUAUCUAUAGACCAUCCGAAGUGGCAUGAGCAUACUCUUGUUCUGUUUCCAAGACGUGCUUUCUUAACUUGCAACCUUUGCGGCUUGGCUGAUGCAAGAUCUCCUCUUUAUAUGUGUCCCCCUUGUGACUUUGUGGUCCAUCUAAGAUGUAUCGACUUACCACGUGUCAUAAGGAUCUCACGGCAUCACCAUCGUAUCUCUUUUACCCCUUCUUUUGACCAAGAAAGAUUGUCUUGUGGUGUUUGUCAAAAAAACAUCGACAAUGAUUAUGGGGGAUAUUCUUGCAUCAAGGAGGGUUGUUUUUAUGCAGCACAUUCAAAAUGUGCUACACAAAGAAAUGUGUGGGAUGGUAAAGAACUUGAGGGAGAGCAAGAAGAAGAAAUUAAAGAAGUUGAGCCAUUUGUCAAGAUAAGCGAUGGAAUCAUACAACAUUUUAGUCAUCAACAUCAUCAUUUGAGACUUGAUGACAACAUAAAUAGAGACUACGAUGAGAACAAGGAGUGUCAAGCAUGCAUCAGGCCAAUCUAUUUUGGUAACUUCUACUCAUGCAUGCAGUGUGAGUUUAUUCUCCACGAAGAAUGUGCAAAUCUUUUUCGCCAAAUUUAUCAUCCUAUACAUCCACAUAUGCUCAGUCUAGGAUAUGACAAUAUUGUAGACCAUGAGGUUAUGUGUGCAGCUUACCCUUCGUUGUGGACAGCCGGUUUCUUCUACGAGUGUGGUAAAGAAGGAUGUGAUUUCAAGCUACCUGUGCAGUUCGCCACAACAUCUGAGCCACUAGUCCAUGAAAGCCAUAUGCAUCCUUUAUUCCUAACAUCCAAACCUGAAGAGGAUCCAAGAAGAUGUUCGGUUUGCAAAGAGAGCAGAUAUGCUAGGACAAAUGAAACAUUCAAUUGCAUUGAGUGUGACUUUGCUUUAUGUUUUGUAUGCGCUACUUUACCUCAAAAGGUGAGGUAUAAGCAUGAUAAGCAUGUGCUCACUCUUUUUUAUGGGAACGAGACAAGUACCAUAACGUAUUGGUGCGAAAUUUGCGAGGGAACAAUAGAUCCAACAAAGCGGUUUUAUGUGUGUGAUGAGUACUGUUGUCUCACUCUACACAUUAAAUGUUUGCUUGGGUGGGACUUAUACAUGAAGCAUGGUUCAUCUUCAUUUUAUUUAGAGAAAACGGUAGACGUUCUGUCCAAUAAUCAUCAUAUGACUCGACCUAUUUGCUGCUAUUGUGAGAAGCGUUGUCCAUACAAAAUAUGUUUGGAGUGGUCUGGAUCAAUAUAUUGUUCGUCAGAUUGUAUUUUUACUUUCUUGAUAUUUUAA